This is a messenger RNA of Solanum lycopersicum (tomato), 1196 nucleotides long. RefSeq names its product carboxylesterase 1 (gene CXE1). Gene Ontology annotation, molecular function: hydrolase activity. Lineage: Eukaryota; Viridiplantae; Streptophyta; Magnoliopsida; Solanales; Solanaceae. The record is from RefSeq and is marked validated.
GGCAAAUUUUAAAACGAAGCAAACUCUUGGUUAUAAAAGCGAGUGUCACAGCACUAGUUUAUAUAUAGUACCAACCUUCUCUUCCUUGUAACUUACCUUUUAGCAAUGGCGGAAAUAGUACAUGAUUUUUUCCCAUUGAUGAGAGUUUACAAAGAUGGUCGAAUCGAGAGGCUGGCCGGCGAAGGUUUUGUCCCACCUGAAUCUGAUCCUGAAACCGGAGUACAAAUCAAGGACGUUCAAAUUGAUCCACAAAUUAACCUAUCAGCAAGACUUUACCUGCCCAAAAAUGUCGACCCGGUUCAGAAAAUUCCCCUUUUCGUCUACUUUCACGGCGGCGGCUUUGUUAUCGAAUCUGCUUUUUCUCCUACCUAUCACAAAUAUCUUAGCCUGGUAGCAGCUGAAGCAAAAGUCGCGAUCGUCUCUGUUAACUACAGGUUAGCUCCUGAGUACCCUUUACCCAUAGCUUAUGAAGAUUCAUGGCUAGCUCUCAAAUGGGUCACUUCACAUGCCAAUGGUGAUGGUCGUGAACCAUGGCUAAAAGACUAUGCCGAUUUCAAUCGUGUCUUUUUAGGCGGAGAUAGCGCGGGUGGUAACAUCGCACACCAUAUAGGAAUUCGAUUAGGGUUGGAAAAGUUUGAGGGUGUGAAAAUUGAUGGGAUUUUCCUUGCGUGUCCAUAUUUCUGGGGAAAGGAUCGUAUUGAGGGUGAGGGAGAAAACUUGCUUGCCAAGGAUUUCGUUGAGGACCUUGUGUUGAUUGGUAAUCCCAAUAGCACGGGGUUAGAUAAGGAUCCUAUUGACUUAGGUUCCAAGGAUCUCUUUGAGAAGCUAUGGUUGUUUGUGAAUCCCACCAGCUCUGGAUUAGAUGAUCCGUUGAUUAACCCGGAAAAGGAUCCGAAAUUGUCUGGGUUAGGGUGUGAUAAAUUAGUUGUGUAUGUGGCCGGAAAAGAUCCGUUGAGAUUCAGGGGAUUUUACUACAAGGAGGUGUUGGAGAAGAGUGGGUGGCCGGGGACGGUGGAGGUUGUGGAAGUUAAAGGCAAGGGACAUGUGUUUCACCUCUUUGUUCCUGAAGCUGAAGAAGCCAUAGCCAUGUUGAAAAAAUUGGCCUCUUUCCUUAAUCAGUCAUAGGACCCAGUCAUUUAUAAUCUUGUUUGUCAUGGAAAUUCAACUAUAUAAUAAGGCAUCAUGUGCUUAGCAAA